Salvia hispanica is the source of this 1193-nucleotide messenger RNA. RefSeq names its product Plant basic secretory protein (BSP) family protein. The record is from RefSeq and is a predicted model, not a curated record. Lineage: Eukaryota; Viridiplantae; Streptophyta; Magnoliopsida; Lamiales; Lamiaceae.
UAUUCUCAUAAUAAUUUCCCACUUUUAUCUCAAAUUCAAUUCUCCACACAUGGACGACGAGCUCGAGCGGCGCCGCCUCCUCCACCAUCCACUUCUCUCCCCCUCCGCCACCGCCACCGCAGCCUCCUCACCUCUCGACGAUGACGACGACAACAACAUCAAUCUCAUCUCCUCAAAUUCCGCCAUAUUUUCCCGCCUUUUUCUGGUGGCGAUCAUCGCCGCCGUCUCCGUUUGGGCGAAUUUCGAAGCCUCCAGAGGCUUCGCGAUAACCGCAGCCAGCGAAUCGUCCGACGCAUUCCUCGCGAGCAGAUUCAGGCUCUUCUACGUCUCCAACGACGGAGCCGCGCGCGCGGCGAUCAAGGCGAGCGACGCGAUCGAGAAGCUCCUCUUCUCCGAUUCCGACGCCGCCAAAAAGCCGAUCAGGAGCAUCGAGAUCAAAUUAGUCGAUCGGAACUUCACCGGUAACGUCGCCGCAGCCGAAUUGGCCGGCGAUCGGGACCGAUUCGCGAUCCGCGUGAGCUCCUCGGUCAUGAGAGGCGCGGAUUUCGAUCGCGAAAUGGCUCGGGCGAUCAGGCGCGGCGUGGCGCGCGUCUGGCUGUGGGACGGCGGAGGCCACGCGCCGAGGAGCGUGGUGAGCGGCAUUGUUGAAUAUUUGGUCGAUCCGGCGAUUGGCGACGCGGCGGAGGCGUUCGAGGCCUCCGCCGCGUGUUUCGACGCCGGAAAUCCUAGAUCGGUGGCGGAUCUGCUUCGGCGCAGGCCUGGAUCGGUCGGGAGGUUGAACCGAGCUAUGAAGGAAGGGUGGAGCGAUGAGAAAUUGGGCGGCGCGUUGGGUUUGCCGGCUGAGAGACUGUGUGCCACUUCCGUUUACGAGCCGUUAAGGUACAAAUCCUCCAGCGUGUAGUACCACAGACUGUCUAUCCACUUGCAUUUUAUGAUUGGAGGGUGAAGAUGAAAUCGGACGGCUGAGAGUUUAAAUUGGGAUCUAAUAUUAUUGUUAAUUAUUUUAUUUAUUAUGGCAAGGGCUUAUGGAAUCUUGUGGAUAAAUGCAAGGAUACGAGUAUCAGGCCAUUCUAUUUAAUUAUUAAUUGUGUUAAUUAUUUUACUUGUAACAUAUUGACUCUAUUAAUUAAGUACAAGUAGUAGUAGUAGUUGAAUUGUAUAGAGGUAUGAAUUACACGUAAUUGAUUGUGUGA